Messenger RNA from Mytilus californianus (California mussel), 707 nucleotides. RefSeq names its product basic proline-rich protein-like. The coding region runs from base 65 to 565 and encodes 166 amino acids. The record is from RefSeq and is a predicted model, not a curated record. Lineage: Eukaryota; Metazoa; Mollusca; Bivalvia; Mytilida; Mytilidae. The transcript is spliced from 3 exons.
CAGUGAUCAUAUUCUAGUGGCAGACUUCAUAUACCAGUGCUAGUAAUACAGGUGAUCAACAAUCAUGAAGAAAUUUUCCUUAGGAUUAGUUCUUGCUUUGGCUUGCAUCGCCUCGGCUGCUGUGCCGCCACCACCACCACCAAGACCAGUGGCACCUGUCGCUGUCCCUGCAGGUCCACCGCCACCACCUGGAGGUCCUCCUCCACCAGCCGGCGGUCCUCCACCACCAGCCGGCGGUCCACCACCCCCAGGUCCUCCACCACCAGCCGGCGGACCACCACCUGCAGCUCCACCAGCAAGACCUGCACCUCUAGCUCCAUACCGCCCACCAAUGAGGCCAGUAGCACCAAGACGUCCACCACCACCACCAGCAACACCAUCUUUCUGGGAUAUGGUUUUCGGAAGUGGACCAACAACAGCUGCUCCAUUCUAUCCAGCACCAAGAUACUUCCCAAGUAUGAAUGAUUGUGAUUGUUUCCCUGACCAGGAUAGCUGUCCAGCAGGUUAUAAAUAUGGAGGUCAAUGUAAUAAUCCGGAGGGUGCAAGAUGUUGUGAAGCUUAUUGAGAACUGGUGUGAUGCACGUUUUGUGAUGCUGCUGUUGUAUUUCAUAGUAUUAUUGUUAUUUGAUAAUAUUUAUUUGUAUAAUAUUCGGUUUUUAAUAAAAUUUUACAACAAAAUCCGAUUAUGUAGCACAAAGCGAAACAAA